Messenger RNA from Physcomitrium patens, 1900 nucleotides. RefSeq names its product UTP--glucose-1-phosphate uridylyltransferase. Gene Ontology annotation, biological process: UDP-alpha-D-glucose metabolic process. The record is from RefSeq and is a predicted model, not a curated record. Lineage: Eukaryota; Viridiplantae; Streptophyta; Bryopsida; Funariales; Funariaceae. Gene Ontology annotation, molecular function: UTP:glucose-1-phosphate uridylyltransferase activity.
GAGGCCCUCACGCUUCGUCCCCAUUGUGGCCCUUUCUCUGGCUCUCCGUGCUCUGCACUUCUUCCUCUGUCUGUCUGUCUUGCUCGCCAUCCCUCGCUCUCUCCUCUCACCUCCACUACACUUCUCGCUUACUCUGCGAUGGCCUCGGCCGUGCUUGAUGCUCCUGCUACCACCAAAGUCGAUCAGCUCGAUCGGAUUCGCCUCGAGUUGGCUACGCUCAACCAGAUCAGCGAUAAUGAAAAGCAAGGAUUUCUUAAACUCAUUGGACGAUAUUUGAGUGGGAAGAGUGAAGCGAUUCAAUGGGAGAAUAUCAAGGCUCCAACCGAUGAGGUUGUCGUUCCGUAUGACAAGUUGGCCGAUUUCUCCGAUGAUCCAGUCAAAAUUAAGUCGCUUCUUGACAAGCUUGCAGUGCUUAAGCUCAACGGAGGUCUUGGAACAACAAUGGGAUGCACUGGUCCAAAGUCUGUUAUUGAGGUUCGCAACGGUUUGACAUUUUUGGACCUGAUUGUGAAGCAAAUCGAGAAUCUCAACCACACUUACAACGCCAACGUACCCCUGGUCUUGAUGAACUCAUUCAAUACCCACGAAGAUACUUUACAGAUCGUUGAAAGAUAUGCGGACUCGAAGCUGGAGGUUAUCACUUUCAAUCAGAGCCAGUACCCUCGCGUUGUUGCAGAGGAUAUGGUUCCAUGGCCUGCCAAGGGCAAGACAGACAACGCUGGUUGGUACCCACCCGGUCAUGGUGACGUGUUCCCUUCACUCGCUAACACUGGAAAGCUCGACGAGCUUAUUGCCCAGGGCAAGGAGUACGUGUUUAUUGCCAAUUCUGACAAUUUGGGAGCGAUUGUUGACCUCAAAAUUUUGAACCAUCUGGUCGAGAACCAGAACGAGUAUUGCAUGGAAGUCACACCAAAGACCCUUGCUGAUGUCAAGGGUGGAACUUUGAUCUCUUACGAAGACAGGGUUCAGCUUCUGGAAAUCGCACAGGUUCCUGAUGAGCAUGUGAAUGAGUUCAAGUCAAUCGACAAAUUCAAAAUUUUCAACACCAACAACAUGUGGGUAAAUUUGAAGGCCAUCAAGAGGCUGGUCGAAGCCGAUGCUUUGCAAAUGGAAAUUAUUCCGAACCCCAAGGAAGUAGAUGGCGUGAAAGUUCUUCAGCUGGAAACAGCUGCGGGUGCUGCAAUUCGGUUCUUCGAUAGGGCAAUUGGUGUGAACGUUCCUCGAUCUCGGUUCCUUCCCGUGAAGGCUACAUCAGACUUACUGUUGGUUCAGUCAGAUUUGUAUACAGUGCAAAAUGGUGCAGUUGUGCGCAACCGUGCAAGAACCAUUCCUCAGAAUCCUUCCAUUGAGCUCAGUGGCGAAUUCAAAAAGGUUGGUGAUUUUUUGAAGCGAUUUAAGUCAAUUCCCAGCAUCAUUGAGUUGGACUCUUUAAAAGUUAGCGGAGAUGUAUGGUUCGGCGAAAACAUCGUCUUGAAGGGGAAGGUGAUAGUUGAGGCAGCCAAGGGUGAGAAACUGGUGCUACCUGACGACGCUACCAUCGAGGACAAGGUGGUCAAAGAAUAAAUUGCAUGACGAGAUUAAUACUUGCAUCAACUUAUACUGCCAAGUAAAGCAUCCAGCAGGUUUAAGAGAUUCGAAGCCCAGCACCAAUUGAUCAAUCUGUUUUUGUCUUUCACAUUUCAGGAUUCUAUCUAUGCUGGAGAGUUAUGCACAUAAUAACUUGAUGUUUAGUCUGAUCGGCAUUAUUUAUUUUUAAGUAUUGGUGAGGAUAUGUGGUAGUUGACUAUCUUGAUUUGUAGGCGUUGACCAGGCCUUCAACAUGUCCGCUAGUAUGGAUAAAAGUGCGCUAGCAUGUUUAAAAAAAGUUAUCUUCAAUUUGAGCUCAUGCUUGCUUCUAUUA